GUGGUUGGUCCAAAAAAUCUGAAUGCUGGGAUAUCUAAGAGUUUGGAAGUGAAAGAGAUGAGCUGGGUUCCUGAGUCUGCAAUUGUUUUCGGUGAAGGGUCUUGUUCUUCUUUUAGGUCUGAACCAUCUUUGGAAGGUUCAACGGUAUUUAAAACUGGCCUUUCUGAGGCUAGUUUUUCCGGGACCUUUCUAAAGAAUGGGAAGCCUAGAAAAAGGCCGUUCAAGAGUAGAAGACGCAAGACUGUUAAGCAGGUGAUUGGUGGUACUGUUCAGGAAGAGAUUCCAGAGGUUGACAAAGCUAAAGAGUUGAUGGCUGAGAGAGCAGAGAUAGUGGUGUACAAAAGGAAAGCUACUGAUGAGGCUAAAGUUCCAUCAAAGGUUGCUAAGCGCAACACCAAAGAGAUGGUCCCAAAGGAGGGACUGUCCAAGCAAGAUGUUGUUGUUGAUUUGCAAGAGUGGCUGGGUUAUGAGAGGGUUUACACUGUGAAUCCAGUUGGUUUAAGUGGUGGGUUGGCUCUAUUCUGGAAGAAAGGUGUAAGUGUAGAUAUUAAGUAUGCUGACAAGAACCUCAUUGACUUGUUUGUACAGUUUGGGUCAGUUGAGUUUCAUGUUUCUUGUGUGUAUGGUGACCCGGCCUAUAGUUCUAGGCCGCUUUUGUGGGAAAGAUUAUCCAGGAUUGGAGUCAAGAGUAAAGAAAGUUGGUGUAUGGUCGGAGACUUCAAUGCCAUCAUUCACAAUGGUGAGAAGCUAGGAGGACCUAGAAGAGGAGAUGCGUCUUUCCUUCCCUUUAAAGAGAUGCUUCAAACUUGUGGUAUGACUGAACUACCAAGUCAAGGGAAUAGUUUUACUUGGGGUGGGAUGAGAAGCAAUAUGUGGAUUCAGAGCAAACUUGACAGGUGUUUUGGCAACAAAAGAUGGUCUACUCAGUUUCCUAUUGCGAAUCAAACAUUCUUGGAGAAGAGAGGUUCUGAUCAUAGGCCUGUUUUGAGGUUAAAGAGGCUAUUCAAAAGGCGUGGAGGAGUGGUAACAGGAACAGGGCUGAAAAGGUUUCAGACAAGCUGAAGUUAUGCAGAAAAGAGUUAAGCAAGUGGAAAAGGAAGAAUAAUUUGAAUGCUCUUAG
Messenger RNA from Arabidopsis arenosa, 1120 nucleotides. NCBI's taxonomy places the organism in Eukaryota, Viridiplantae, Streptophyta, Magnoliopsida, Brassicales, Brassicaceae. The record is from the annotation of a GenBank genome assembly.